CGAAGUCUCUCACGUAGUCGUUUCCCUGUUUUCCCCUGUUUUCCCGUACUCUUUCACUAUUUCAGUCUCAGAUCACUCUUUCUCUCCAUCUCAAAGGGGCGAAAAGAAAUGGAACUUUGAAAACGUUUUCAAGUUGAAUGCUUUGUUCACUUACUCGUUUCUAAAAACUGGAGCAUUAUGAAUGGUGGAUCUGUGGAGAUUUGAAAGAGUGCUUGUUUUGAAUGGAAUGAUCUGAAUUCAUUCUUUUUGAUAAAUUGGAAGAUCUAAAUUCAUGCAGGAAAAGUGUGGAUCAAAGAGAUAGCAUAUUCAAAAUAAAUUAGUUGAUGUUCAUGGGAACUGUUGGCGAGGCUGCAAACAAGGAGGCUAACAGAAGCCUAUCUGAGAAGAAGCCCACAGUUGUUUUUGUUCUAGUAAAAUAAAACUAUAUUAAGUAAACAGGUGUUGUCCUCAUUUCCUACUGCGGCACUGCCAAUGGGUCCUAAAAUAAUGCUAAUGGAUAAAAGGCAGCCACAACCACUGGGGCAAGGUGGCCCAGGUAGUGGAAAAGGUACCCAAUGUGCAAAGAUUGUUCAACACUUCGGUUAUACCCAUCUCAGUGCUGGUGAUCUUCUCCGAGCAGAAAUCAGCUCUGGUUCUGAAAAUGGCACUAUGAUUCAGAACAUGAUUAAAGAAGGAAAGAUCGUUCCCUCGGAGGUAACUAUUAAGCUUCUCCAACGUGCAAUGACAGAAAGUGGUAAUGACAAAUUUCUUAUUGAUGGUUUUCCUCGUAACGAGGAAAAUCGAGCAGCAUUUGAGGAUGUUACAAAAAUUGAGCCAGCUUUUGUCCUAUUUUUUGAUUGUUCUGAGGAAGAGAUGGAGAGGCGUGUUUUGAAUAGAAACCAGGGAAGGGAAGAUGAUAACAUUGAAACAAUUAGAAAGCGCUUUAAGGUUUUCUUGGACUCUAGUCUCCCUGUGAUUGAUCAUUACAAGUCCAGGGGAAAAGUUCGAAAGAUUGAUGCUGGAAGGCCAGUUGAAGAGGUUUUUGAGUCUGUCAAAGAUGUAUUUACCUCAAAAAAUGAGAAGGUAAAGCACCAUAGUUGUGCUUGGUGGAAAUUUAAUCAACAUGGUCUCUGUUUUGUAAGAAACAAAAUACCUGGAAAGAGAGUUAAAUGAUGUUGAAUGGAUGGAGUUGUAUUGUCUCAAUAAUCACAUCAGUGUGCCUUAAAGAUAUUAUGGAAAUGAAUGGCCAAUAUGAGGCGAAUUUAGCUUUAA
Molecule: messenger RNA, 1251 nt
Organism: Carya illinoinensis
Lineage: Eukaryota; Viridiplantae; Streptophyta; Magnoliopsida; Fagales; Juglandaceae
Product: UMP-CMP kinase 3-like
Exons: 10
Coding region: 472-1152 (226 amino acids)
Biological process (GO): CDP biosynthetic process; UDP biosynthetic process; 'de novo' pyrimidine nucleobase biosynthetic process
Cellular component (GO): cytoplasm; nucleus
Molecular function (GO): UMP kinase activity; ATP binding
Source: RefSeq, a predicted model, not a curated record